CUGGGAUCCUCCUGAAUCCUGCGUCGCCUCUGCAAGUCCCGCCCACCCCCAGAGAGGACCGUUAUAUAGCCGGCCCCUGAGCACCACUUAUUAAAAACAGCAACCCAGGCACCGCAGAAGCUGAGAAUCGGAGAGGGAAAAAGAGGAAGAAAACAAUCGCUGCCACUUAUGGAGGACCUUAGGGGGGCUAAACCGAAGAGAAGAUUGUCCAGAAAUGUCCUGGUCAUCCUGGGAUUCUUCUUUGCCAUUGCUAUCAUCGCCUUAAUCACGGUGGGGGUGACCCAAAACAAAUCACUGCCAGAAAAUGUGAAGUUCGGGAUUGUCUUGGAUGCCGGCUCUUCUCACACAGGCCUGUACGUGUACAAAUGGCCAGCGGAGAAGGAAAAUGAUACUGGAGUUGUGCAACAGGUGGCUGUGUGCAAGGUACAAGGUCCCGGAAUCUCAGGAUAUGCUCAGGAAGUUGAUAAGGUGGGCGCUCCCCUUGGCCAAUGCAUGGAAAAGGCCAAGGAGGUGAUCCCUGAACAACAAUACUCAGAGACCCCUGUCUAUCUGGGGGCAACAGCCGGCAUGCGGCUACUCAGGUUGGAGAACAGCACUCUGGCUGAAGAAGUCCUUUCCGCGGUGGAGAAGAGCCUCGGCUCUUACCCCUUUGACUUCCAGGGGGCCCGGAUCAUCACCGGCAAGGAAGAAGGGGCUUAUGGCUGGAUCACCAUUAAUUAUCUGCUGGGAAAUUUCAAUCAGAGUUCUGCCUGGCUGAAAUUUCUGCCCAAAUCCUGGGGCAGCCAGGAAACAUCGGGAGCCCUGGACCUGGGAGGAGCCUCCACGCAGAUCACCUUUGUGCCACAAAAGGAGGACAACGAGUCCAGUGACAGCUCGCUGCACUUCCACCUCUACGGCAAGAACUACAACAUCUACACACACAGCUUCCUGUGCUAUGGGAAGGACCAGGCUCUACGUUUGAAGUUGACCAAGAGCAUCCAGGAGGCAGAAAAUGGACAGUUGAAGGACCCAUGCUUUCACACUGGCUACAAGAAGGUUGUGAAGAUGAGCGAUCUCUACAGUAGCCCCUGCACUGAGAAGGCGGAGAGCGUCCUUCAUCUGGAUGAGCUCCACAUCCAGGGCACUGGAAACUUUGCGCAGUGCCAGAAGAGUCUCGAGAACAUUUUCAACACUUCCUUCUGCUCUUACUCACGGUGUUCUUUCAAUGGGAUUUUUCUACCACCCGUAAGGGGAGAUUUCAGGGCAUUUUCUGCUUUCUACUUUGUGAUGAACUUUUUAAACCUGACAGCUAAGGAGGGCUCGUCUCUGAAAAAUGUGACCAAAAAAAUAGAAGACUUCUGUUCCCGGCCGUGGGAGGAGGUGAAAACUUCCUUCUCUGAUAUAAAGGAGAAGUACCUGAGUGAAUAUUGUUUCUCCGGCACCUACAUUGUCACGCUUCUGCAUCUCCGAUACGGCUUCACUGAUGAAAACUGGAAAGACAUCCAGUUCAUGGGCAAGAUUGGGGACAGCGAUGCAGGUUGGACUUUGGGGUACAUGCUGAACCAGACGAACAUGAUCCCAGCCGAGCAGGCUCCCUCCCCACCCCUCUCCCACCCGGUCUACGUCUUUCUCAUGGUGGCCUUCUCACUGCUCCUGGUUGCGGUGUGCCUGACGGGCUGCCUGGUCUUCCGCUGGGCUUCGUGCCUCCAGAAGGGAGUGGUGUAGCACGGGGGCCCUCCCAGCGAAUCUGCUGGGAUGGGGCAGUGGAGAAACCACUGGAGGAAGAAGUCUCCCUCAGGAAAGGUCCUACACUCUUCUUCGCUGACCCUGAGAAUCACCUGAAGUUUCCCCAUCUGCUGCUCGGAGACUUCCCAGGAGGACACUCUCUGCUUUCCAUCUCGUGUGGUUCCUGGCAGAGGAAUUCAGUCACUCCAGCUGAUUUGUUUUUAAUCUGUCCAUCCCCAUCUCUGUCUGUCUCCAUCUCCAUCUCUGCCUGUCCGUCUCCAUCUCUGUUUGUCUGUCUCCAUCCCUGUCUGUCUACCACCAUCUCUCUGUCCUCCGCCAUCUCUUUCCGUCGGUCUCUCUCGGGUGGUCCGUGCCCACCCAAGUCAGAAAAACCAGACCACUUUCAGGAAUUCUGCUUUGUCUUUUGGAUUUGGGCUGGAGAAAGGAAACCCCAGAGACUGGCUCAACAGCUGUGUCCCAUGAAGACCACCAGACGACUCUGGAAGAGUAGAAGGGGCAGGGCCCCUUACUCCAUGAAUUCCUUCUAAAGAGUUGUAUUCUCAGAGAGUCCUUGCUUUCCUCCAUUCCCUUUUACUAAGAAACCCUUAAGCUCGCCUUGCGUGGAGCAUUAUCAGCUGCACUUUAACCACAGUGCCGUGGGGCAGUUUCAGAGAGGGCCAAAGAUCACUUCAAGACCAACAUAUAUUCCAGGACUUCGCUUCCAUUCUUUUGACAGAGAUGGGCACGCCACGCUGUAAGAGGAGGACACAGGGACCAGUUCAGAGCUAGGGAGUAGAACUGAACCGAACCCCCCUGUGAUUAAAACCCUCCUCAAGGCGAGGUGUGUGUUUUUUUAAUGGUAUUUGUUUAGUACUCUCUAUGUGCCAGGCACUGUACUAAGCGCCAAGGUAGGU
Tachyglossus aculeatus (Australian echidna) is the source of this 2618-nucleotide messenger RNA. It is a transcript of the gene ENTPD1, whose product is annotated as ectonucleoside triphosphate diphosphohydrolase 1. The record is from RefSeq and is a predicted model, not a curated record. Gene Ontology annotation, cellular component: plasma membrane. Gene Ontology annotation, molecular function: UDP phosphatase activity; GDP phosphatase activity. Gene Ontology annotation, biological process: nucleoside diphosphate catabolic process. NCBI's taxonomy places the organism in Eukaryota, Metazoa, Chordata, Mammalia, Monotremata, Tachyglossidae. The coding region runs from base 169 to 1704 and encodes 511 amino acids. The transcript is spliced from 10 exons.